This is a messenger RNA of Fraxinus pennsylvanica, 612 nucleotides long. The record is from the annotation of a GenBank genome assembly. Lineage: Eukaryota; Viridiplantae; Streptophyta; Magnoliopsida; Lamiales; Oleaceae.
AUGGAAGGUUCGCGUGGUGGUCUCAGCCUCCUCUUCAGCCUCAACAAGGCAGAGAUGGAGGAUGAUAAUUUUGAGCUUCAAGAAGAGGAUGUAUGGUCUAACUAUAAACCAAAAGAGGAACAAGAUUCAGGCUCAAACUCCAACCUAAAAAAGAAUCUGAACUUCUCUUUUGAUUUGGCCUUGGCAACGCCACUUGCAUGGAGCAUUCCUAUAGUCCCAAGAAUCAUCCUGAAGGCAAAUAACGGUGGUGGCGAUGGCCAUGACGGUGGCCGCCAUGAGACGACACGCACCAAGGUGGUUGCACCCCGCACUUUAGCCCCUAUUCCUAUUCCAGAUCUGUCUAAGGAUCAUCCGUUAAAUCCCAACAAGGAAUUGUUCGAAGCUAAAUGUGAUAUAGAAAGAGCUUUUAUUGCCAGCAAAAAACAAGUUGGAUAUUUUAAUGGUGAUGGUGGUGAACUUAUCCCACCCCAUAUAAUUUUGGCAAGGAGGGGAGCUCUGAAUCAGUGUAUUUCUCACUCCAUGUUGGAAGGAAUUGGAAGGACUCUCAAGGGAAGAGAUCUCACUGAUACGAGGAAUUCCAUUUUUAGAUUAACGGGCUUUAUCGAAAAUUAA